UGUUCAUUACCAACACAAAUGUCUGAUGUGUCAUUAUGUUAUAAUAUGUUGUAAUAAUAUGAUUGUGCAGCUAUUAAGCUUAUAAACCUUAUAAAGUGAGCCUGAGUGUGUAGCAGGCUGUAGGUGGUGGUGUAUACAUGCUGCAGCUCGAGUCCCACAGAAGAAGCAGAGAAACUCGGAACUCCCUUUUUCUCCUGUUAAUGUCACCAAGUUUGGUAACUUGGAUGAAGUAACUCGAACUUAAGAAAGCGUUUAAAACGGAGUAAAAAAAAUGCGCGACAGGACCAAAGAACUGGGAAAUCCUGCAGAUGGAACAGAUGAUGAGGAAGGCACAGCACUCAUGAUCAAGCCGGGCUCGGGUAACUCGGUAAAGGAGGAGAAAGAAAAUGAUGCUUUCUUUCAGAAGGUCCUUGAGAUUCGAGAGGGGCUUACAACUCUUAAGACGAAAGUAUCUGAACUGGAGAACAAACAAAAAACUGUAUUAGGUGUACCACUUCCAGAGGAAAGUAUGAAAAAGGAACUUCAGACUUUAAGAGAUGAGAUCAAAGUAUUAGCUACCCAAAUCCAGAAAAAAAUGAAGAGUAUUGAACCCAAGAAAACUGACGAAGAUGGGAAAUAUGUUCCAAUAAACAUAAGAAUGCAAAGAACACAGCAUGCUGUCCUCUCACGAGACUUCAUUGAGUCGAUGAGUUACUGUAACACAAUUCAGGCCAACUACAGAGAUAGAAAUGUAGAGAGGAUACAAAGGCAACUCAAAAUCACUGGCAAUAAUGUGACCGAUGAACAAUUGGAAUCAAUGCUUGAGAGUGGACAGACUGAUGUUUUCACACAAAAUAUCUUGGCAGAUGCCCAAGCCACCAAGCAGGCACUAAAUGAGAUCGAGUCUCGGCAUGAUGAGAUUCUUAAACUGGAGAAAAGCAUCAGAGACCUUCAUGACAUGUUCCAGUAUCUUGCCAUGGAAGUGGAGGCACAGGGAGAAAUGGUUAAUCGUAUAGAGAACAACAUACUUACUUCUACUAACUAUGUAGAGAAGGCUGUUGAAGACACAGCACAAGCUGUUGUCUCACAUAAGAAGGCCAGAAAGAAAAAAAUUUUCAUUGCAUUGUGCAUUGCAAUUUUAGUUUUGAUACUAGUCAUUGCCCUGGGUUUUUCCUUGAGCUGAGAUAAGUCCAUUACUAUUACAGAGAUUAGAAAAUCCAUCACUGGAUCCAGAUUUCAAGACCUAGUGGAAAGCCUUCCCGGAAGGAAAAAGGAUGUUAUUGCAGCAAAAGGGGAACUACUCCAUAUUAAUACCUGUGGGUCUGGAAUGGGAUGUUCACUGAGCACAGAUGGGUUUUGAUGGUCAGAUGUCAAGAUACUACAAGCCACAGUGAACUUACCAGUGAUUAAUUAAAGGAAAAAACAAUUUCAGGCCACCCCAAAUCAGAUAUAUGAAAGACCACUGUUCUAAAACAUAUUCCCUCAAACCACAUAGCCUUAGAUGAUGCUAUUGAAGAACACUGUUUAACACAUCAGUCCAAAUUCUCCCACUUCUUAUGUAUUUUUAUGUAUGCUUGUAAGUUGAAAAAUUCUUAAAUAUUAUUGUUGUUGGUAAUAAUUUUAUUUCUCCUCUUCCCCCAGUGUCCUCCUUCUGCUGGUUAUCUCUGCUUUGCAAUUCAAACCUUUUUUUUUUUUUCCAAUAGUCACCUCAAAUUAACCACAUUCUCUUCAGAUAUUUCAGGUUAAUGAUUAAUGUACUUUUGACCCAGAGAUAAACAAUGAUUAUAAACUUGUUAUGCAAUAUGGUAAAUAAGGUUCACACUAACACUUAAAAAAAAGUCAUUUUGAAACUAAACUGACCUAGAAAUACUGUUCUCAGGAAACCCAUAAAGAUAACACAUUUUUAAUGUAAAAGCACACAGAAGAACCUCGGAAUCACUAAGAUAUUUGAGCUUUGUUUUUAGCUUUCUGUUAAAUGUUUUAUUGUGUUCAAUUAUAAUUCUAUGUUGAAGAAAUUUCAUCUGUACAUACACAAACUAAUCUUUUUACAUUUGUUUUAUUUUUACAGUAUCUGCUUCUGAACCUAUAAUUGUCAUUACAUGUCAUAAAAUAUACCAUCUUUUAGUUAAUCACAACUUUACAUGUAGUACUGUGAGCUGCACCCUACAAAGGAUAGAAGUCCAGUAGUCCCAGUAGACCUAAAAAUGUGCUGCAAAUUAAUUAUUUGGGUUCUAUCUCAAAUACAGUAGAAUAUGUAGAUCUGCUUUUGAAGCAUCUGAUAUGUACAGUAACCAUUUAGUGCCUUUGCCCUGGUGCUUUUGCCUAUUUAACUUCUAUCUGUAUGAAUUUAUUGGCAGGUAAUAUCAGACAGAAUACUGCAAUAUUUUGUUGCAUGGUGUGCUGUCAUUUUGUACUGAACUACCUGUAAUUUUAAUACAGAACUGUUGUUUUAAAAUAAAAUGUAUCAUAUACUAAACUA
Molecule: messenger RNA, 2458 nt
Organism: Tachysurus fulvidraco (yellow catfish)
Lineage: Eukaryota; Metazoa; Chordata; Actinopteri; Siluriformes; Bagridae
Gene: stx4
Product: syntaxin 4
Exons: 11
Coding region: 272-1162 (296 amino acids)
Biological process (GO): exocytosis; vesicle fusion; intracellular protein transport
Cellular component (GO): plasma membrane; SNARE complex; endomembrane system
Molecular function (GO): SNARE binding; SNAP receptor activity
Source: RefSeq, a predicted model, not a curated record